Vicia faba (fava bean) is the source of this 507-nucleotide messenger RNA. NCBI's taxonomy places the organism in Eukaryota, Viridiplantae, Streptophyta, Magnoliopsida, Fabales, Fabaceae. The record is from the annotation of a GenBank genome assembly.
AUGGCCGGAACGCAUGCUACCUCUGCAAAUGAGCGCAUUGAUGAGCUUGCUCAACAAAUGUCCAUUGUCCUUUCUCGUCUGGAUGAUAUAGUACCGGGGUUGCUACCAACACCCCUACAAAAACCUCGAUUCCGUCAUUUAUUAGAACCCGAAUUAGCAGAGAAGCGAGAAAAGGGGAUUUGCUUCAACUGUGAUCAGAAAUGGUCGCGACAACACCGUUGUAGCGGAAAGGUGUUCUUGAUGGUGGCUGAGCAUGCCGAAGACGAAGGAGAUGCAGAACAAAUAGAAAUGAUAAAUGAUAUGGAAACCCCUCUAGAAGAAUCGCGGUCGGCCCAGCUGAGUUUACAUGCUCUUGCUGGGUCACAAGUCACCGAUACUUUUCGGGUAUUAGGUCGGAUUCUGGAAAACCUGGUCCGUAUCUUGGUGGAUGGAGGUAGUACUCACAACUUCAUUCAAUCUAGUAUUCCAGCCAAAUUGGGCCUUCCACAAAGCCAACUCCAACCUUGA